Molecule: messenger RNA, 1011 nt
Organism: Emys orbicularis (European pond turtle)
Lineage: Eukaryota; Metazoa; Chordata; Testudines; Emydidae
Product: serine/threonine-protein phosphatase 6 regulatory subunit 3-like
Exons: 7
Coding region: 1-1011 (336 amino acids)
Source: RefSeq, a predicted model, not a curated record
AUGAGCAGAAAGACACCGACUGACAUCCUUCUGCAGGGACUGGAGGAUCUUGCAGAGCAAGACUUAAAAAAAUUUAUACACAAAUUAUCUGAGUUUGCCUUUGAUGACAAACCCUCAAUUCCCUGGUGUAAACUGGAGAAGGCUGACAGGAUAGAUGCUGUGAGACUCCUGAAAGAACCCUAUGACCAGGAGAGCGCUGUGGACAUAGCUAUCAAAAUCUUCACUAACCUCAAUCUCAACAACUCUGCCAUGAAACUCAAACAGGAAAAAGAGACAGUUUAUAGUGUGUGGGUAGUAGCUGCUCAAUCUUCCACCAAAAUGCAAAGUAUGGUCUUAGCCAGCAAGGGGAAUAUUGCAUUGUUUGAGGCAUGCUGUAAGGAGAGAAUACAGCAGUUUGAUGAUGGUGGUUCUGAUGAAGAAGAUAUAUGGAAAGAAAAACACAUUGCGUUUACACCAGAAUCCCAGAGACGAUCCAGCUCGGGCAGUACGGACAGUGAAGAAAGUACAGACUCUGAAGAAGAGGAUGGAACAAAACAAGACUUGUUUGAAUCAAAUACCAAUACUGAAGACAAAAUGGAAGUGGACUUAAAUGAACCACCGAACUGGUCGGCUAACUUUGACGUACCCAUGGAAACUGCACAUGGUGCCAAUUUGGAUUCUGUUGGGUCUGAUGUAUGGAGCACAGAAGAACCUAUGCCAGGAAAAGAAACUGGCUGGGCUUCUUUUUCAGAGUUUACAUCUUCUCUAAGUUCGAAAGAGUCUUUAAGAAGUAAUUCUCCUGUGGAAAUGGAAACAAACACAGAACCAAUGGAUCCCCUGAGUGCAAAUGUAUCUGCACUUGCAACACAGCCAGAGGCCCAAGGAAGUGUUGCUAUGGAGGCCAGUUCAGAUGGAGAAGAUGAUGUGGAAAAUGCAGACAAGGUAACUGAGACAGUAAUGAAUGGCAGCAUGAAGGAAACACUGAGCCUUACUGUAGAUGCUAAAACUGAAACAGCUGUCUUCAAAAGGUGA